This is a messenger RNA of Osmerus eperlanus (European smelt), 1359 nucleotides long. RefSeq names its product annexin A4 (gene anxa4). The transcript has 13 exons. The coding region runs from base 197 to 1162 and encodes 321 amino acids. Gene Ontology annotation, cellular component: cytoplasm. Gene Ontology annotation, molecular function: calcium ion binding; calcium-dependent phospholipid binding. Lineage: Eukaryota; Metazoa; Chordata; Actinopteri; Osmeriformes; Osmeridae. The record is from RefSeq and is a predicted model, not a curated record.
GCAGCAUAAAGGGGUGGGAUCCAAGGGGAGGUUUUACAGUUCGUAUCCAUAAAGGUGGAUGUUACACGCCAAGUUACAUACGUUACACCCUGAAGCGACACUCUGAAGCGACUUCACACCUCAGAACUUUUUGGAACAAUAGAAGUCUCGAAGCUCUUUCCAUUUCUUUUGUUUGGACUCUUAUAUCUCCAUUACCAUGGCGGCAAUUGGCAAUCGGGGCACUGUCACAGAGGCUUCUGGUUUCAACCCAGAGGAGGAUGUCCAACGUCUGAGAGGAGCCAUGAAGGGGGCCGGCACUGACGAGGCAGCUGUCGUUGACAUCCUGUCUCAUCGUACGAUUGCUCAGAGGCAACGCAUCAAGGAGGCUUACAAGCAGACCGUCGGCAAGGACCUGAAUGAUGAACUGCGUUCCGAGUUGACGGGCAACUUUGAGAAAGUGGUCCUGGGUCUUCUGAUGCUGGCUCCUGUGUAUGAUGCCUAUGAGCUGAAAAACGCCAUCAAGGGUGCUGGAACUGAGGAAGCCGGUCUGAUUGACAUCCUUGCCUCAAGGACAAAUGCUGAAAUGAGAGCCAUCACCGCCUUCUAUAAAAAAGAAUACGAGAAGAGUUUGGAAGAUGAUAUCUGUGGUGAUACAUCAGGAAUGUUCCAGAGAGUUCUAGUCUCACUUCUCACGGCAGGGCGAGAUGAGGGCAACGGAGUGAAUGAAGCACAGGCUGUACAGGAUGCUAAGGACAUCUACGAGGCCGGGGAAGCCCGAUGGGGCACAGACGAGGUGAAGUUCCUCACUGUGCUCUGCGUGAGGAACCAAAACCACCUACUUCGAGUGUUUGGGGAGUAUGAAAAGAUCUCUGGAAGGACUAUUGAGGACAGCAUCAAAAGGGAGAUGUCUGGUCAUCUUGAGGACGUCUUCCUGGCAAUAGUGAAAUGCGUGAGGAACAAGCCAGCCUUCUUUGCUGAGCGGCUAUACAAAUCCAUGAAGGGUCUGGGUACAACAGACAGCGUCCUGAUCCGAAUCAUGGUGGCCCGGGCUGAGGUAGACAUGCUGGACAUCAAGGCUGAGUUCCUGAAGAUGUAUGGCAAGACCCUCUACUCCUUCAUCAAGGGCGACACAUCGGGUGAUUAUCGCAAAAUCCUGCUGGAGCUCUGCGGGGGAGAGCAAUAGGACGGCGUUGACGUCAUUCGUUGAUGACUUCAACCAUGCGACAAGAUAAUAGGUUUUUGUCUGCAGUUUCCCCUUGCCGUCAGGCAGCUGUGUUCUGACUCUCUACAAUUCUAAACCCCAUGCUUUUUUACAAAUGAACCAUGAUGCCCUUUUCACAGUUUCUAGUGCUAAUAAAACCAGAGACGAAUUACAUUUUA